This is a messenger RNA of Trypanosoma rangeli, 1482 nucleotides long. RefSeq lists its product as uncharacterized. Bases 1 to 1482 code for a protein of 493 amino acids. Lineage: Eukaryota; Euglenozoa; Kinetoplastea; Trypanosomatida; Trypanosomatidae. The transcript has a single exon. The record is from RefSeq and is a predicted model, not a curated record.
AUGUCAAUAGUGGCCUCAUUUGUUUCCGAAUGUGCUCGGAGCGGGCGUUGGAUUAGAGGGCUUUUGGCGCUUCAUGGGAGUCUCACCUCUAAGGAAAUAGAUAUUUCCAAAGCAAGAAUUCAGUUGGCGACAACAAUUCUUGACAAACACUGGUGCACCGCAUUAGAUUUGGUACGACCGAGUGACAUUUCUUACGUGGAUGAACUAUGUCACUUUAUUUAUGAAUGCUCUAGGAGUGCUUCUGUACCUUCAGAUCUCUUUUUUCACACUGUUAAAGUAUUUCUCCAGGCCACAAGAGAGAAUAACGAGACGCAAAACCAGCUCUUUGUUUCGGCAAUCAACUGGACAUCAUGGAAUCAGGCGCUACAGUUUUUUACCAUGUUGAAGUCCCCAGAGGGACGAAGCAUCCAAGAACUAUCUGAUUGGCUUAGACUUAGUCGCAUGUUUGGCAGUAAUGACAAGAGACAUAUCAUAAAUACCGCUCUUGCGCAAUUGCAUUUCACUGAUCCAAAUAAGCUGAAUGUGAAAACUCGAACUAAUCUGAAUCUGAAAAGGGAGAUACCAUUCUUUUUAGCACCGAGUCAGCAAGAAAAACAUGGAUUAGCUAAUGUGUUGAAUUCAUUAAAAUCAACUGAGUAUCUCAGCAUGGCAUCGGUAAUGAGAAUUGCAACGGCAACGCUACGUGGGGAAAAUGUUUCGUGGAAACUAGCCCUUUCCCUUGUUUCGAAACAUCGAGUUGUGAAGGAUUCGAAUGAACUGUUUGCCAAACUGAUCGGAGUCUGUUGUCCGCAAAACUGGUUAGUUGCUCUUGAUUAUUUUGAGUUGAAUGGGAAAACCGCCUUGUGGCUUGCUUCAUGUCAGAGUUGGAAAGCAGGUUUAAUAUUGGCGCAAUCAAACCUGUUACCAAGUCGUGAGGCAUACGAUAUUCUGAGUCGAUCUGUCAUUCCCAACACAGAGUCAAGAAAACUUAUUACUGUCACUGGAGCGAGUAGACGAAUUGAUAGUCCCAGCAAAAAGGCAAUUGCCGCAUCGCUAGCGAGCGGAUAUCUUCUUGAGGAAAUUCAGUUGAGUCCGUUUUCGAAGGCCUGCCAUCGCACAGGAGAUUGGGAGUCUGCUUUGUUCCUCUUUAAUCGCAUUGGCACAAAUGAAUUUCAGCGGCGCGCCAUUUCCUCUCUUUUAGAAUCCUGUCCAAAUAUUACGAUGGAGCAGGUACUUGGACUGGUGAGUACACGUCACCCUGCGAGCAUUUCAACAACCUCCAUGAUGAUAAAACACUCCAAUAGUUGGCUUCAGGCUCUAAAUAUUAUGCGUCACGUAAUGGCACGGGGGGGGCGAUGUAAUCCGCAGGUGCUGAGCGCCUUUAUGGAUCUCAAUCCACCGUUUAGUGUUCUCUCGCAGGUACUCAAAAAACUUAAGCAUGCGACAAAUGAAGGUAUUCGUCGUCGUCUCAAGUCACUGGAGAAUGAUGGCUUGUCUCGGUAA